AUGCCCCCAUCGCACGCCUGCGACGCCUGCCGUCGACGCAAAGUCAAAUGCGACGGAGUGGAGCCGUGUGCCAACUGCGGCAUCUCCGGCCUUCGCUGCGUCUUCCGUGGCUCGCCGAGGCGGCAGCGCCUAGCUGUCCGAGGCAUUGUGGCCGCUGCGACACCUGAAAACGUUCAGGAUCUCGCGCUGCACGCUGCCGAUUCCACUACUGCUCCUAGACUUGAGCCUGGAAGCGCCCUGAUCUUGGAUCCCGGAAGCAGAGGUGGCGCGUCUAGCGUGAGCAGCUUCCACCACGAUCCCGGGCAUAUCCACGCCCAUCUGGUUGCCGAGGUUGACGCCAUCCUCGCUCCAGAGUCUAUCGCGGACCUGGUAAAUAAAUGUAUCGACUACUUCUUCCAGUACCUGUUUCCGAACACGCCAAUCGCCCACGAGCCGACGCUUCAUGACGCGGCGACAUUGCUGGCACAUGAGGGCCAUUCCACGCUCGCCAAACUCGCGUCAUCGACCUACGACACACAGCACCAGGUCGAAUGUCUGCGCAGGUUUACGCUGAUUACCGCGUUCUGCGCCUUUGUCACGGCGGUCAUGUCGGAAAGUCGGCUGGCCCAAAUGAUACAGCUCUCGCGGCUAUUCCUGCUCGCGUCGCGUGCGACACUCCAGCUCUACGAGGAAUACGACCUGGAACACCCGAACUCGACCUCGUUGGCUAUCCGGAUGUGGUAUUCGGCUGCCAUGCACAAUCGGACAGGCCGGGUGGGCACCUCUCACCACUACCAUGCCGAAGCCGCAUACCUUGCCCAACGACUCCGGCUGUACAACGAAAAUGCCGUGCAGCGGGACCUCAAACUCGAGUCGAACCUACUGCGCGCGAUGUUCUGGCUGCUGUUUCUGGCGGACAAGACGGCAAUUGUGCUAGAAACACGGCCACCGAUCCUUAACGAAAUGUUCUUCAGCUGCGAGUUCAGCCUGCUCGAGAACAGUGACGAUGAGGGGCCGAUGCUCGAUCAGAGCAAAGACACGAACAAUCAACGCACCUUGGAACGCCGAAUCUUCAUUGGAUUCCAUCUCAAACGACGCAUCUGGUCUGCCGCAGCCGACCUGAUCGCCGAAAUUCGAGCACUUUCCCUGCGCAUCAAGCAAGGCUUGGUGUCACCUGCCGAAGAGGGCCUCGCGCUGGCACAUCUCACUGAAGCCUAUCUGCUCUUCACGGGGCUGGCCGGCCGGCUCCCAGAUUGGUUACGUCAACCGGGCCAUGUCGAGGGCGUCACCGACGACAAAGUGGCUGCUUUCCACAGCACAUGUUUCUGGACGCAGAGGAGCAACAUCAUGACCGCGUUCCACUGCAUGAAGCUGGUUAUCCUGCAGACCUGCAUCGACCAUCAGUGUACCGUUAUCAUGGGCCUCGAUAACUCUUCUCUGGCGUGGGCGAUACGGAAAACCGAAAUUUCCCAGGAUUUCCUGCACGAAAUGCAGAUCGUGCCGUUUAUUUGCUUCAAGGUCCAGGGGGAAACCGCGGUGGAGCGCAUUCGUCGUGUGGGCAGUACCUUGCUGGAGCUUGUCCAUAAUGCCAAUAACGAAACGGUUCAGAAAAUGGCCCGGUUCCAAUUUGACCAGCUGCUGGAUUUCCUGACAAGGCUCGACUCCAAGGCAUCCAACGAGCUCGCAACAGGUCCUAUGUGA
Molecule: messenger RNA, 1680 nt
Organism: Penicillium cataractarum
Lineage: Eukaryota; Fungi; Ascomycota; Eurotiomycetes; Eurotiales; Aspergillaceae
Exons: 2
Coding region: 1-1680 (559 amino acids)
Biological process (GO): regulation of DNA-templated transcription; DNA-templated transcription
Cellular component (GO): nucleus
Molecular function (GO): zinc ion binding; DNA binding; DNA-binding transcription factor activity, RNA polymerase II-specific
Source: RefSeq, a predicted model, not a curated record